UUUCUCCAUCCUUUAUUAUGGAAAUAAGGUUCGAGUCUCUUUGCAUGCACGAGGUAGCAUGGAAUUUGUAUAUUAUCUUUACUUUGGGAGUGUAUGGAAGAGGAACCCCUCCAAAAAAAAGGGAGGGCUAACAAAGGAGGGCCAAAUUACCCGGUGCCGAGGCGGAGAGGGAUGACGGCGAUAACGUCAUCGUCUCUAGCAUUCCUCUGCAACAAGCCCUUGCUCCUUCCUCCCAAACAACACAGACCCUCCAACUCAAACUCAAACACAAACCCUUCGCCAUCUCCUCACCGGCUGCUUGGGCGAAGGAAUCCUCUUUUCUCCAGCAACCCCAAAACAUGGCCUCCUCUAGUUUUCGCCUUUCGAAGCUCGAGGACUGUUGCUUUCGCAGCUCGCCGGAAACCCACUACCGCGUCCACCUCCUCCGAUUCAAUUUCGAACUCAAAGGAGGAUGCAGAUGAUAAUUUUGUGCGGAGAGCCCUUCGAACCGUUCUGUGGAUUGCUGAGGGUGUCUACGUUUUGUGGCUUUUUCUCCUUCCCUAUGCCCCAGGAGAUCCUGUAUGGGCCAUCAAUUCAGACACCAUCAAUUCUCUUGUGGGUCUCUCUCUUAAUUUUUUCUUUGUCUUGCCUCUCAUGAACUCUGCUGGCAUUUAUCUGAUUGAUGCUCCGGUACUUCACCCUAUGGCUGAAGGAUUAUUCAACUUUGUUAUUGGCUGGACAUUGAUGUUCGCUCCCCUGCUAUUCACAGACCGUAAGAAUGACAGAUACAAGGGGUCUCUGGAUGUUUUAUGGGGCCUCCAGAUGUUUCUUACAAACACUUUUCUGAUACCUUACAUGGCUAUCCGGCUAAAUGAUGCUGAUCUGGAGUAUUCUCCAAGAGAGCCCUCUCAACUGGGCUCAGUGAUGAUCAAUGGUGCACCUGUCGUAGGAUUAAUCGGAGGUGCUGUGUGUGUAUUUUCUGUGCUGUGGGGACUCUUCGGCCGAAUGGAUGGUGAUUUUGGGAGUAUAAUGGACAGAUUGGAAUUCUUGAUUAGUUAUCUGGGAUCAGAGAGGCUGGCUUAUGCAUUUAUUUGGGAUAUAUGCCUGUACAUAAUCUUCCAGCCUUGGUUGAUAGGUGACAACUUACAAAAUGUUCAGAAAAGUAAAGCUGGAAUUGUGAACUAUCUUAGAUUUGUUCCAGUCAUUGGCUUGGCUGUUUACCUUAUUUGUUUAGAUGCUGAUGGGGAGCUAUAGCUAAAUGUAUUAUUUUAUGGAAUGUAAAUCAACUGGUUUUACGGGUGUUGUGCCCAAAUGUGUUGAUGUUUGUAAAAACAUAAUUCUUUUCCUCAAGUGAAAAUUUUAUCAGGUUAGUUCA
Messenger RNA from Malania oleifera, 1354 nucleotides. RefSeq lists its product as uncharacterized. Lineage: Eukaryota; Viridiplantae; Streptophyta; Magnoliopsida; Santalales; Ximeniaceae. The transcript is spliced from 5 exons. The coding region runs from base 94 to 1233 and encodes 379 amino acids. The record is from RefSeq and is a predicted model, not a curated record.